This is a messenger RNA of Diaporthe citri, 2931 nucleotides long. RefSeq lists its product as uncharacterized. Bases 1 to 2931 code for a protein of 976 amino acids. NCBI's taxonomy places the organism in Eukaryota, Fungi, Ascomycota, Sordariomycetes, Diaporthales, Diaporthaceae. Gene Ontology annotation, molecular function: oxidoreductase activity. The record is from RefSeq and is a predicted model, not a curated record. The transcript is spliced from 6 exons.
AUGUUCAAGGCGAUCAUCAUCGGCGCUGGCCUCGGAGGCCUCGCCUGCGCCAUCGCGUUUCGUCGCUAUGGCCUGGAAGUCAUCGUCCUGGAGCAAGCCUCCAGGAUUACCGAGGUCAAGGAAUACGCCUGCCUCCUGGACUACCUCGAUCUGAUGAGAUACGAGGAUGGGUCUCAUAUUCUACGAAGGUCGGCCCAAGACAUCGAACAGAGAUACGGAGCGCCUUGGAUGGUCAUACAUCGCGCAGAUUACCAUCGGGCAUUACUAGACGCCGCUACAACUUCCGGCGCGGAAGUCCGUCUCGGCGCCUCGGUGAAGAAGAUCGACUUCGAGAAGACGUCGGUGGAAGUUGAUGGCGGCCAGAUCAUGUCGGCCAACGUCGUCGUGGGUGCUGAUGGAGGUUCCGAGUUCAACCUGGUCCUUAUUCGACCCGACAACCUUCCUCCAGGCACAAACAAGGUCCAGGGUGAAAUCGGCGAGAUGCGGGAGACCUUCCAAGGAUGGGACAGCAGUCUUACCAAGAUCAUCUCCCGCAUCCCCUCCGUGCUCAAAUGGAAGCUUUGCUUUCAUGAUGAACUGGAUACAUGGUAUAAGAUCCAGGGUAACGUCACACUCCUCGGCGACGCUUGCCACCCCACUCUACCCUACCAAGCUCAAGGGGCGGCAAUGGCCAUCGAAGAUGGAGCUGUGCUUGGGCACCUUCUUGGCUCCCUGUUCGAAGACUACAAGCAGUCGCCUGAGUUGGCACACGGACAGGUGAGCUCGCUGUUGCAGGUGUACGAGAAGCUGCGAAAGCUGCGUACGACGACCAACGUCAAGGGUGCCGUGGCCAACCGGUACAUGUUUCAUCUCGAGGAUGGAGACGAGCAGAGGAGGCGAGAUGCUGAGCUGAAGUCUCAUGAAUGGGUCCAUCCAUCGCGCUGGAGGUGGGCGGAUGGUACGGCUCAAGAUGAGUUGCUUGGGCACGAUGUGAUCGCGGAGAGCGAAAGGGAGUACAACGCAUGGAAGUCUGGCAAUGCCGCAGAUCCCUUGCAGCUACAUUUAAGCACAGUUUCGCUGAACACAAGCCCCAAGUACGAAGCCAUCUCAUACUGCUGGGGCGAUGCGAGUCUUAGGGAUGUCGCUCUUUGUGAUGAGUACGACGUGAGCAUCACGACAAGCCUCUACGAGGCCCUCAGCGAACUACGGUAUGUGGCUGAGCCGCGAACUGUCUGGGCCGACGCGUUGUGCAUUGAUCAAACAAACGUCGACGAUAAAACCCAGCAAGUGCAACUGUUCCAUCGAGUAUAUUCCCAGGCGACGCGGACACUGAUCUGGCUCGGCCCAGACGAGCCAGACACAGCAAAGUCCCUUCGUGAUGCUGGGAAGCUCAUCCAGGAGGGGCUGGCCUUCGCGAGAUCCUGUACCCUGUGUUCGGAUUCUCAGGCUUCGGGAAACGUGGUAACGCCACGCCUGGGAGACAGCCCGCCGAGUCUUCUUGACUACGAUUGGAGCUUUUUGAAGACUAUCUUCAGCCGUCCCUGGUUCGGACGCAAAUGGGUCGUGCAGGAGGUGGCUCUUGCCAAAGAAGUUGUGGUUGCUGUUAGGGGCAGCAUUCGGUUCCCGUGGCGAGAUCUGGCCAUGCUCUCCGACGUGCUCUUAGGCUUGGACGCCAGUUCGGCUCUGGUUCGGAACCUUGGACCAGCUGAUGGCGAAACAUCACCCGAGUCGCUUGGCAUUGGUACAACCUGGGGCGGAGCGAUGUACAACGCCAACAUGAUCAUGACGAUUCAGAAUCAUCGUGCGAAAAGUACACUGCUGGAUACUGUUGUCGCUACGAUGGGGUUUCAGUGCACUGACCCACAUGAUUGCAUUUACGGAAUCUCAAGCUUGCCUGGUCAGGGUCCUAUGAUCAGUGCCGACUACACAAUAUCUAUACGAGAGACCUUCAGGCGAUUCGCAGAGCUCUGUCUUGUGGAGGGCAAAAGUCUGAAAGUACUUGGGCUCGCUCCCGACAAGCUCAUGUUCCCGGUACAAAGAGACAUCGAGAGACUGCCUGAGUUGCCAUCAUGGGUACCCGACCUGCGUCUGAUCGGUCAAAUGCCUUCCUUGGUUAGCUUUGGUACCGAUUCAUUCAGCGAGCAGAGAUUCCAUGCCGGUGGUCACGAUGUCCUGCCUACACUAUCAGUAUCAGACAACCUCCUUCAGUGUCGGGGCAUCAUCAUCGACAGCGUCGGUCCUUUGAUUGAGAAAUCACUGGUUGAAAGAGUAGGAAACUCCUUUUCUGAAGUCCGAGAAACCAUGAUGCAAUCGAUGCCUAUCCGCGACAACUUUACGAGGAUGAAGGAGACGGUCCUGGGCGAGUGGCUCCAAGCGUGCUGUCUCUGCGCCCUUCACGGGGCUACCUCUUCAAGUCUCUGGCCGGAUUCAAUGAGAUUACCCAGGAGGGUGAACGAAGCGCAGAAUGAGUGGGAUGUGAAAUCAUUGGUCCAGCUCCGACCCAGUCCGGAGCUGCUUUCCGCCCUAUCUCGCACAAUGAUGUGUGACUGGGGAGACAAGGAGAGCCAACCAACUCUGGAGGCUGAGGAGCUCAAGUUGGUCCGUGACCUGUUGACUUACGUUUUCGACUCCUAUCAAGAUCAUUCGGUCGAGCUGCCUCAGAGCCUGACUGGUGAGGAUUCUGCGUUCAACACGUCCAUGGCCAAAUGGUCGACGGUGCGCAGGUUCUGCUUCACGAGCAAUGGGCGACUUGGCCAGCUUGCGCCAGGGUCGGAACCCGGCGACCGCAUCUGCGUUCUGGGCGGCGGAGAGGUUCCUUUUGUAAUAAGACCGAUUGGUGGAGACGGCAAGGGCAUGUAUCAACUCGUUGGGGAAUGCUAUCUGGAUGGUAUGAUGGAUGGGGAGGCCUGGAAGCUGAGUGACCAUGUCGUGGAGAAUAUCAGCCUUGUGUAG